This is a messenger RNA of Spizellomyces punctatus DAOM BR117, 676 nucleotides long. RefSeq lists its product as uncharacterized. The coding region runs from base 128 to 583 and encodes 151 amino acids. NCBI's taxonomy places the organism in Eukaryota, Fungi, Chytridiomycota, Chytridiomycetes, Spizellomycetales, Spizellomycetaceae. The record is from RefSeq and is a predicted model, not a curated record. The transcript has a single exon.
UUCGACCAUCCGCAUAAGCAAUCUGUCAUCUUGUAUAUCAGCUAUUUAACGAGCGAAAGGUUGCUUCCUCCCCUUCUUUCAGAUUAACAGCCACUGUCAAUACUCUAAAACCCACCAACAGUUGACUAUGACGACCGCCAAGCCCUUUGACAUCGUUGCCGCCGCGCGCAAGGAUCAGCUCAAGAUGCGUGACUUUUAUCUAGGCCUGUUCAAAGGCGUCCACUCUGAUGAAGUCAUCCUCGAAGCUGCCAAGACUUUUGCCCCUAAUUUCAAAGCAAUUUAUUUUUGGGGAGACGUCGUGGACGGGGCUGGCUGGAUCGAAAAGACAAAGUGGAUGCGCGAAAAUUGUCCGCAGGACAGUACCCAAAAGUGUAUCGAGUUGCAGUACGAGGUCGUGUGGCAGACUGAGGACCAUUGUCAACUCUUUUUCAAGGAAAGUUGGGGUGGUGAGGGUCAAGAUGGGGUUCUUGUCACUGAUUCGACGGCGGUGUACAGGAGGGACGCUUCAAAGCCAGACGGUGUCGCUUUGCUGUACUACCAAGAGACAAAGGUAGACGCAGAGACCACCAUGAAAAUGUGUUAGCUAGUUGGGUAGCUAGCUGACUUGAAUCAUAUUCCAUAUACCGAUUGCUGCUGUUCUUGUAAAUAUAUGCUCCAUAUCUAGUUGUCAUGUCCC